Molecule: messenger RNA, 2388 nt
Organism: Amaranthus tricolor (Joseph's coat)
Lineage: Eukaryota; Viridiplantae; Streptophyta; Magnoliopsida; Caryophyllales; Amaranthaceae
Exons: 5
Coding region: 1-2388 (795 amino acids)
Molecular function (GO): nucleic acid binding; zinc ion binding
Source: RefSeq, a predicted model, not a curated record
AUGAGGGAGGAUAAAACCAUGAGGGUCGAUUUGCAUGAAUUUGAUGGCACAUCUCAUGAUCCAGAGGUAUACAUUGAAUGGGAGAAAGGGGUAGAACGCUAUUUUGAAUUCAAAGAAACCCACCCAAACCAACAAUAUAAGAUUGCCAAGGUAAAGUUAACCAAAUUGGCUGCAAUCUGGCUGGAAGGCGUGCAAAGGCAGAAAACUCGUGAGGAUAGACCUAAGAUCAAUACAUGGGAGAAACUUAGGAAGCAUCUUAGGAGGAAAUACGUCCCAACCAAUUACAAACAGAAGCUAUACACAAACUGGAGAAACCUUAGACAAGGAAACAAAUCAGUAUCAGAAUAUAUUCAAGAGAGAGAGAGGUUGACUGUCUUAUGUGAGGUAGACGAGCUAGAAGAAAUGAAAAUUGGAAGGUUCCUAUGUGGAUUGAGGGAAGAUCUGAGGGAGAAAAUUAAGGUGAUGCAGAACCUGACUUAUGAGGGAGUGUGUAACAGUGCGUUGAUACUUGAGAAGUCAGCAAGAAGAAGAGUUGCACAACCCGCACACACAUUCAGCAAGGGCAAGGAAAUCAGUAGCUAUAGGCAAGCUACAAAGCAGCUUUCUGAAAAUCGGGGAAUACAGCAAUAUAGACCCUCUGCUAGCCAUAGUACACAACAACAUAAUAGACAUACUGCACCUACUGUCAUGCACACAGAGAGGCAGCUUACUGCCAAGGAGAGGGAAGUAAACCCUAAGAAUGUUAUGUGUUUUAAGUGUCACGGGCAUGGCCAUUACAAAAGAAAUUGCCCCAAUGCACGAGCCUUCACACAAAAAGAAUGGGCUGAGAUUCAUAAUAGAAAGGGAACACGAGCUGUGUUAGUGCACAUAGGAGGGAGAGAGGAGGUCAAGUAUCCACCCACACCUGAGGAUGAAUAUGAGGGAUCCUUUAAGGUAAAUAGCUAUGGUUACAUGGAAAGGUUGGAGGGAAGCACUACUGAGGAAAGUGAGGAGGAAGGAGACAUAGAGCAUGUUUACCCCGAGGAGGAGCUUUACAAUCUGUUGAUCAGGAGAAACCUUCACACAGUCCCACAGAUCGGGAACAAGCUGUGUGAUUUGAGCAUUGAUGGAGGUAGUGAAUCCAAUUGUGUAAGCAAAGAACUAGUCAAAACCUUGGGAUUAACCACUAGACCUCACCCUCGCCCUUACAAGCUAAGGUGGUUAGAUGAUAGUACGGGGAAUGCGGUUAGUAAACAAUGUCUGGUGAGUUUUAGCAUAGGCACAUACCACGACCAAGUGCUUUGCGAUGUUUUAGCCAUGGAUGCUUGUCAUGUAUUUCUCGGGAGACCAUGGCAACAUGAUAGGAAAACCAUACACAAUGGCUUCACCAAUGUGUAUUCCCUAAGACACGAGGGAAGGAAAGAGUGUGACAGAGAGCUAAGACAAGUAGAAGAGUUGUUAGCCAGGGGAUAUGUAAGAGAGAGUCUGAGUCCAUGUGCCGUACCUACACUCUUAGUUCCUAAAAAAGAUGGAUUAUGGCGAAUGUGCGUAGACAGUAGAAGUGUGAAUAACAUUACUGUUAAAUAUAGGUUCCCUAUGCCUAGACUAGAUGACAUGCUAAAUGAGUUAGCAGGGGCAUGCUGGUUUAGCAAGAUCGAUCUUAGGAGUGGCUAUCACCAGAUAAGGAUGAGAGAAGGUGAUGAGUGGAAAACGACAUUCAAAACCAAAUAUGGACUAUAUGAGUGGUUGGUGAUGCCCUUUGGAUUGAUUGGGGCUCCAAGCACAUUUAUGAGACUAAUGAACGAGGUGUUGAGACCCUUUCUUGGGAAAUUUGUGGUAGUAUACUUAGAUGACAUCAUGAUCUAUAGCGUAACUGUAAGUGAACACCAUGAGCACCUUAGGAGAUUGUUUGAAGUUUUGAGGAAACAACAACUUUAUGGAAAACUAGAAAAAUGUGCUUUUAUGAUUGCUGAGGUAAAUUUUCUAGGAUUUAUAAUUGGAAAGGAAGGAGUUAAGGUAGAUCCUCUGAAGAUAGAGCCCAUGAUGUCACCCUUAAUAGAAUGCACAAAGAAGGGCACUUUUGAGUGGCCUACUGAGGCACAAGUAGCCUUUGAGCAAAUUAAGGAGUUGAUGUGUAAGGCACCUGUUUUGAGACUACCUGACUUCACCAAACCUUUCGAGGUUGAGUGUGAUGCUAGUGGAAAAGAGAUCGGGGCUACAUGGCAAGUGGGUAGAGUUCCUUCAAUCCUUCAAUUUUCAGCUAAGUAUAAGGCGGGAAAGGCUAAUAUUGUAGCUGAUGCUCUAAGUAGAAGAUAUCAUUUGUUAGCUAUAUUAGAAGCCAAAAUCCUAGGUUUGGAGAUGAUUAAGCCUUUGUACCUUAAGGAUCUUGAUUUGAAGGAAUUAUGUUGA